AUGCUCUACGGGCAUGGGGUGGGCCCUGAUCAACAGAAGUUGUCGGAGCUGUUGAAGAUCCCCGCCCCGGCGACCAAGGUCGACGCACAAAGCGCGCUCGGAGUCGUCUCAUACCUGGGGGAUUUCACCUCAUUGGUUGGCCAUCUCACAGUCAUGCUGUACCCAGACAAGGGUGCGCCAAGCUUUGGCCCCCGCAUUAGUGCGCCCCUCCAGGAACCAACAGACCCACAUGUAGGGAGGUUCCAGGCAGCCAAUCACAGGCGGGCAAAUGCGCAUUAUCCGGUUUGGUGGGGCUCGGAUGGCUACCCGCCCGUCUGGCCUGACCUUUGCGGCGCUGAUGACUUUUGUUCUUCUCCUUCUCUCAGUCUCUGCAUCUUCUCUCUUAUUCAAGACCUGCUAGGAACCACAAUGAAUUCUACCGUGCUGCCCCCCGGCACCUAUUGGGGUCAAUAUCAGGAUAUCACCAAAUCCAAUACCCACCUUAGCGUGGCAGAGAGAUUGUGGGUCGCAUGGUAUGCGUGGGUGCAGAAUGAUGUCCUGGCCACCGGCAUCAUGUCCUUCGCUAUCCACGAGUUGUUCUACUUCGGCCGCUCUCUUCCGUGGGUCUUCAUAGAUAGCUUGGGUUUCUUCAAGAGAUACAAGAUUCAGAGUAGCAAAGUACCUUCAUUACGCGAGCAAUGGGAUUGCGCCAAGUUUGUGCUUCUGAGCCACUUCACCGUCGAACUUCCUCAAAUCUGGCUUUUCCACCCAAUGGCCCAGUUCUGCGGUCUAUCAACAUCGAUUCCUUUUCCGUCUCCCUGGACUAUGGCAUAUCAGAUUGCAAUAUUUUUCGUGAUGGAGGACACUUGGCACUAUCUUUUCCACCGAGCUCUUCAUUGGGGUCCACUCUACAAGGCUAUUCACAAAAUUCACCAUCAGUAUUCCGCACCAUUUGGUUUGGCCGCCGAAUAUGCUUCUCCUAUUGAAGUGAUGAUUCUCGGCUUCGGGACCGUCAGCUCCCCGAUCCUCUGGUGUGCUAUGACCGGUAACCUGCAUAUUCUCACUAUGUAUAUCUGGAUUGUGUUGCGCUUGUUCCAGGCUAUCGAUGCCCACAGUGGCUACGAAUUUCCUUGGAGUCUUCACCAUUUCUUGCCUUUCUGGGCUGGUGCUGAUCAUCACGACCUCCACCAUGAGAAAUUCAUUGGGAACUACUCAAGCAGCUUCCGCUGGUGGGACUACCUCCUUGACACCGAAUACACUCCGGAUGCCCUGAAGCGCCGAAGAGGGAAAAAGGUGGAAGCAAAGAAGACACAAUGAUCUGAACGUUGGCAGUGACGGUCUGCCUAUUUUCUCUUCAAUUUGGGCGUUGGCUUUGUCUGGA
Penicillium waksmanii is the source of this 1360-nucleotide messenger RNA. Its product is annotated as sterol desaturase family protein. Gene Ontology annotation, molecular function: C-4 methylsterol oxidase activity; iron ion binding. The transcript is spliced from 5 exons. The record is from RefSeq and is a predicted model, not a curated record. Lineage: Eukaryota; Fungi; Ascomycota; Eurotiomycetes; Eurotiales; Aspergillaceae. Bases 1 to 1296 code for a protein of 431 amino acids. Gene Ontology annotation, biological process: ergosterol biosynthetic process.